AUGGAGAGUGUUCGCAGGCUGGUGUCUUCGCUAACAAAUAUGGAAACCCGAGGAAGUGUACUUUUGGAGCUGUGCAAAAUGAGGGAGUCUGUGCCAGAACUCGCUCCAAUCCUCUGGCAUACAUUUGGUUCGAUUGCUGCAUUGCUUCAAGAAGUAUGCUCAAUAUAUCCCUAUAUAAAUCCUCCCAACUUGAGCGCCCAUCAAUCUAAUCGUGUUUGUAAUGCACUCGCUCUUAUGCAGUGCUUGGCAUCCCAUCCAGAAACCAGAAAGGAGUUUCUGAAGGCCAACAUACCUCUGUACCUGUAUACGUUUUUGAAUACAAAUAAUCAAACGCGUCCAUUCGAGCACUUGAGGUUGAGUAGCCUUGGAGUGAUUGGUGCACUUGUUAAAACGGAUGAACCAGAGGUCAUAGCAUUUCUCCUGGGGUCGGAAAUUAUACCUCUUUGUCUGGUAAUCAUGGAGUCAGGAAGUGAACUGAGUAGAACUGUGGCGACCUUCAUUAUGCAGAAGCUUCUUUUGGAUGAAGCCGGUCUGGCGUACAUCUGUCAAACUUAUGACCGUUUCGUUCACGUAGCUACUGUUUUGGAAAAAAUUGUAAUCGACUUGGCUAGAGAGCAGUCAUUACGCCUUUUGAAACACGUGAUUCGGUGCUACCUACGUCUUUCAGAUGAUUCGCGAGCGCGUGGUGCUCUUCGAACAUGUUUGCCACAACAGCUCAUAGAUGGCACAUUCAGUGGUUUACUGGAGAGAGAUGUGGCUACUACACGAUGGCUAACACAGUUGAUUGGUCGGCUGUCUGCUCCGACAGUUGCAUCUGAAGGUACUGCCAGUACAACGGUUUCUGGUGUUGGUUCCAUGGAAGCUACUACACCACAGGCUGUUACUGCUACUCUCACCUGCCUUCCAUCAACUACAGCGGUUGGUUCUGCUGUGACUACUGCUGCAUCUAGUGUUGAAAUUUGUGGAACGUCUGUUUCAAGUGGAGUCACAAGUGCUUCUGUGAAUGGGUCAGGAGCACCUAGUGUACUGCAAUAUCAUUUACCUACAGAUGAACAAAGUCAGAUAUAUUCAAGCCGUUCAUUUCAUUUAAUAGGAUCAAAUAAAACACGUUUGGGACAUGUUGGUUCUUCCAUUAGUCGAACAACAUUGGAACAAAUAUUUAUUGAUCUGACUGAAUUACAAAAAGCACCGGCAACAAAUGUUGGACAGCAGUGA
Molecule: messenger RNA, 1215 nt
Organism: Trichobilharzia szidati
Lineage: Eukaryota; Metazoa; Platyhelminthes; Trematoda; Strigeidida; Schistosomatidae
Source: the annotation of a GenBank genome assembly